Molecule: messenger RNA, 1733 nt
Organism: Tarenaya hassleriana
Lineage: Eukaryota; Viridiplantae; Streptophyta; Magnoliopsida; Brassicales; Cleomaceae
Exons: 3
Coding region: 211-1599 (462 amino acids)
Biological process (GO): pollen-pistil interaction
Source: RefSeq, a predicted model, not a curated record
UUUAUUUUCAUAAAGCUUUCUCCAAAUCUGUCAAAGCGUGAUCAUCGAUUUCAUCGCCCACUUCCUGUUCUCAGUUCUUCGUUUCUGGGUUUUGUUUCUCGCGAUGAUCGGGGCCAAUGCCGGAAUUGGAUUGACAAGUUUACAAAAGGUCUACAGCAUCAUUUGACUCGUACGAGGAAUGAUGAAUUCGAAUCAGUAAUAUAAUCUCAGAUGGAUUCUCCGUUGAACUGGAAGGAACUGCGGUUUCCCAGAUGCGUUUCCAUGUCUGUGUCUUGCAAAUGCCUUGUUCUGGUGGGCAUUGCCCUGUUCUACAGAGCUCUGUUGCUCACGUAUUCUUCUGAUAAUGGCUCGAACCACUGGUGGAACAAUGGCCAUUUGAUUCGAACCCAUUACAUGCCGUCGGAUUCCGAUGUCGGAAUCCAUGGAAACAAGUUUCUCGAGGUUCCACAGAUCGUGUGGGGAUUGAACAAUCAGAAGAUAGCAUUUGCCAGAGCUUGUUUGACUGCGAGAAUGCUCAACCGAACGCUCCUCAUGCCUAGCUUGUCGGCUUCCUUGUUCUACAAGGAAAUCGAUAAACUGCAACCGAUGUCCUUCGAUAAGGUGUUUCAGUUCGAGCGGUUCAAUUCCCUCUGCAGAGGGUUCGUCCAGCUUGGUCGGUUCUCCGAUGUGAGAAACCGAACUAAUGUGUUUGAUUUGCAGAAAGGCAGCGGAAGGAGAUGGACUGAGGAAAGAGAUUUGGAACAGUUGAGGGAAGCGAGGGAGAAACCUAUCGAUGGUUUCGAAGUGAUCCGCAUCGUGGGAAAGAACCCGUUCUUGUGGCACGAUCACUGGGAGGUUAAGGAUUACGCUAAGGUGUUUGAAUGUAUGGAAGUGGUAGACGAAAUCCGGAGAGAAGCCGAGAGAGUGGUGGGGAAGAUCAGGCAGGCAGGGGAAGAGGCAAUGACAAAACUCAAACUCGGACCCGGGUUUGUCCCGAGAAGAUCCGAUAAUCCGUCGUCAUUUCCUUACACAGCGGUCCACAUGAGGAUAGAGAUAGAUUGGAUGAUUCACUGUAAGAAAUUAGAACAGAGAAGGAACAUUUCGGAGAUCUGUAGCAGCAAAGAACAGAUCAUAGAGAGGGUCGGGAACGUCGUGGGUUCGAACACCGACACUCCCUCGGUUGUUUACCUCGCAGUAGCGGACAAUCUUCUCCAAGAUUCGACGUUUCUAACGGGAUGGAGAGACGGGAUAAUCCCGUAUGAGAAGAAGAGGCUUGGAGUUGAUGCGAUCUACAAGAAGUUUCCGUACCUGAUCCAAUCCGCCAUUGAUUACGAGGUUUGUUCGAGAGCAGAUGUAUUCGUCGGUAACAGCUUCUCGACGUUUUCUAGCCUUGUUACACUCGAGAGGACGCAGAAGGCAGUACAGUCGGGAGUCACGAGCUCUUGUGAAGGCAAUGGCGAUGGCCAUCAUGAUGAUGAUGAUGUUCCAUGGCCAUCAUACGCGUAUAAUCUUGCGGGUAAAUCGAGCAGGUUUCCUCGGAGAUGGAUGACGAACAUGUCGGAUUCGAGCUUGGAAGCUGUUAGUUAUGGUUCUAACGCUGUUUCGUGUUCAAGUGUAUAGAUUCUUUCCCCCACUUUUGGAUAAGUAGGAUUAUUUGCAAUAAUCAAACGGUCCAAUACUAAAUCAAAUUAUAUAUUUGUAUUAUAAGUUAUUUUAGUUAUGAAAACUUUGUGAGAUGUUAAGGACUGAUGAAA